CUUACGUAGUAUAAAGACAAACAGGGUCUAGAGAAUCUCAGACGGACUCACAGCUGUCACUUGUAGUGGGAAAAGUGCCACAGGUAUAUCUUCAAAUGCAGCGGCUGGUAUCGAGAGGAGUGCUGCUGCUGUUUUGUGCAGCAGUAUGUGUGUCCGGGAUGAGGCGAGAGUACUUCCUCAAGAUAGAGGAGGUGUCUUGGAACUAUGCUCCAAGUGGGAUGAACAUAAUCCAAAACCGCACACUGCAGGAGGAUGAAGAAGCCUCCGUCUUUCUGAAGCGAGGCCCCCAGCGUAUCGGCCCCACCUACAAGAAGGCUGUGUAUAAGCAAUACAGCGACACCACCUACAGGAUGGAGGUGACGAAGGCGACCUGGCUGGGCUACCUGGGGCCCGUGUUGAUGGCCGAGGAGGGAGACACGGUCAUUGUCCAACUGAAGAACGCGGCCACCAGACCUUACAGCAUCCACUCGCAUGGACUCAACUACAGCAAGGGCAACGAGGGAGCCCUUUACCCAGACAGCACCGGUCCAGAGCUGAAGCGCGACGACUCGGUGGCUCCUGGUACCACAGUGACAUAUGAGUGGACCCUUCCAGAGAGCCACAGCCCGACAUCGGAGGACGGCGACUGCUUGACCAGAUUCUACCACUCCCACGUCAGCACACCAAAAGACAUUGCCUCAGGGCUAGUAGGACCCCUCAUUAUCUGCAAGAAAGGAACUCUGGACCGCCAUCGAGAUAGCUCAGGAGAUCUGUACGCGCUGCUCUUCAUGGUGUCCGAUGAGAACUUCAGCUGGUACCUGGACGAAAACAUCAGGACGUACAUUACGAAUCCUGCAACUGGCCUGAAGGAGGACGAAGAUUUCAUAGAGAGCAACAAAAUGCACGGUAUAAAUGGUUUUCUGUAUGGUAACCUGCCUGGACUGAGCAUGUGCCAAGGCAACAAGAUCCACUGGCAUAUGAUUGGCUUAGGCAAUGAGGUGGACAUGCAUUCAGUUCAUUUCCACGGCCAGAUCCUGACCGCUCAGAACCACCACACAGACACGGUCAGCCUUUUCCCUGCGUCCAGCAUUACAGCUGAGAUGGUGGCUGACAACCCUGGACACUGGCUGUUGACCUGCACUGUCAAUGACCAUUUGAUGGCUGGAAUGCAGGCUAUAUUUGAGAUCAAGAAGUGUUUUCCCAAUGUCCACAAGCCCCGGCCGCACGGGGAGCUCAGAACUUUCUUCAUCGCCGCUGAAGAGGAGGUCUGGGACUACGCUCCCACGCCGCCCACUGAUGGUGAAGCAGAUAUGUUUGUAACCAGAGGUCCAAACCGUAUUGGAAGCCGCUAUAAGAAGGUCCGCUAUGGGGAGUACACUGACAUUACCUUCACAACAAAGAUGCUACGCAGCCCAGAAGAGCAGCACCUUGGAAUUCUGGGUCCUGUGCUGCGCGCUGAAGAAGGGGACACUGUCAAAGUGGUGUUCAAGAACAAAGCCAGCCGGCCUUACAGCAUACAGCCGCACGGUGUUCAAUACAGCGUAGAACAAGAUGGGACGCUGUAUCACAACGAACUGGAAGAGUCCUACACAGAAAAGAAACUGCGGGAGUUAAAGAAGGAGCCAAGAGUGGUCACCCCUCCCCCAGCUGCUUUGGUCAAACCCGGGACGAUGUACACCUAUGAAUGGAUGGUCCCAUUGCGUGCUGGUCCAGUCCCAGGGGAGGCUGACUGUCUGACCUAUCUGUACUACUCUGGAGUGGACCCUGUUAAAGACACCAGCUCUGGACUGGUUGGACCGCUCCUUAUCUGUCGUCCUGGGUCACUGAAAAAGGGAGUACAGAAACACUAUCAGAAAGAGUUCCACCUCUUGGCCACCGUGUUUGAUGAGAACCUGAGCUGGUACCUGGACGACAACAUUAGGUCCUUGACCGCUGCUCCCGGGAGGCCUGCUGUUAACAAGGAGGACGAGGGCUUUAUUCAAAGCAACAGGAUGCAUGCGAUCAACGGCUUUGUGUAUAGAAACCUCCCAGGACUGACCAUGUGUAAGGCGGAUAUGGUAUCGUGGCACGUGUCAGGACUGGGUACAGAGACGGACAUCAUCAGUCUUUACUUCCAAGGAAACCGCGUCAUCUACCGCCAGAACAGACGAGACACUAUUAGCGUCUUCCCUCACAUCUCACGCACCGUCACUAUGGAGCCAGACAGCAUGGGUCAGUUUGAAGUGGUGUCCGCCACAGUGAACCAUUACCGUGGUGGGAUGAGAGCCAACUACACGGUAGCCAAGUGCAGCAUCUUCCAGCGUCAGAGUGAACUUAUGAUCCACUCAAAAACCUACUACAUUGCUGCCAUAGAGGUGGACUGGGACUACUCUCCAAACCGCACGUGGGAGGCUGAGAUGUUCCGCGGUCAGCAGAGCCCCGCUUCUGUCUUCCUGAACCAGCAGGGUGGGUUCAUAGGCUCCCGUUAUAAGAAGGUGGUCUACCGCCAGUUCACCAGUAACAGGUUCACCAAAAUUGUGGAAAGACCAGCUGAUAUGGAACACCUGGGCAUCAUGGGUCCAAUGAUUCAUGCGGAUUUGGGGGACAAGGUGACGGUGGUUUUUAAAAACAUGGCGUCCAGGCCUUAUUCCAUCCACGCCCAUGGAGUUAAGACAGAUAUCCCGGAUGUUCCUCUCACCCAACCAGGUGAGACUCACUCCUACCACUGGUACGUCACAAAGAAUGCAGGACCGACCAAUGCGCAGGAGCAGUGCUCUGUGUCAGCAUACUACUCCACUGCUGAUGUUGUCAAGGACAUGUACAGCGGUCUGAUUGGUCCGUUGGUGAUCUGUCGCCGUAGUUGGCCCAGGAUGUUUGGUAUGGAGAAGGAGAUUGAGGAGUUUGCGUUGCUUUUCCUGGUUUUCGAUGAGAAUGAAAGUUGGUAUCUGGAUGAAAAUAUCAGGACCCACAUCAGGAACCCUCGCCCAAAUUUGAAGGAGGAUGAAACCUUUAUAGAGAGCAACAAGAUGCAUGCCAUUAAUGGUUAUAUGUAUGCAAAUCUGAAUGGUUUAAACAUGGAGGUGGGUGAUAAGGUGUACUGGUACCUGAUGGGAAUGGGCAAUGAAGUGGACAUACACACCGCACACUGGCAUGGACACAGUGUGGAAUAUAAGCUGGGCGGAGAGGCUCAUCGUACGGAUGUCUACGAGCUGUUUCCAGCAACCUUUCAAACUGUAAAGAUGCGUCCCCUGUAUCCUGGUAACUGGCUUUUCCACUGUCACGUCACUGACCACAUCACAGGUGGCAUGGAGGCGAUAUAUACUGUCACUGAGAAAGCAAAGAAGAAGCGUUUCUUUGGCUGAACAGUUAAGAAAAAAAAACAUAGAAGACUGCAGAGAUGACCUUAAAUUCUAUUUCAGCACCCAAUAAAUUCAAUUCAACACUCUUCAUAAAAUCAUCCUAAUGUCAAUGGUUGUGCAAAAAGGAGAAAAUGAAAUCUCUAUUUUAUAAUACAAUACAAUACAUGUACAUUGUUUUUAAAUGUCUAAAUGAUGUGUUGAUUUUUGAAAUUUCCCCGAAUGACAUUGAAAAAAUAAAGAAGAAUGAAAAUCG
This is a messenger RNA of Pungitius pungitius (ninespine stickleback), 3570 nucleotides long. It is a transcript of the gene cp, whose product is annotated as ceruloplasmin. The transcript has 24 exons. The record is from RefSeq and is a predicted model, not a curated record. Gene Ontology annotation, molecular function: copper ion binding; signaling receptor activity; oxidoreductase activity. Lineage: Eukaryota; Metazoa; Chordata; Actinopteri; Perciformes; Gasterosteidae. Bases 96 to 3320 code for a protein of 1074 amino acids. Gene Ontology annotation, cellular component: plasma membrane.